UAGAAGAAAGUCUUGCACAUAUUUAUCACGGCGUAUUCACCGUGCAUUACAAUUACAGCCGCAUUUCACAAUGAAAAUUCACAGCAUCAUUAUUUUAUUGAUCGUGAUUAAAGAAAUUGCGUCAAAUUCACAUGGGAAACGGAAAAUUGGAUUGGAAAUUGGGAUUGGUAGAAAAUUGUUUUUUCCAUUUAUUUUUACAAAGUUAUCUCGACGAUCCUCGAAGACGACGCCAGUAAAACACGCCAAUGUUGUCUUGCUAAGCGAAACAGCCAAUCACAGUCCGUCAAACUGGUUAUCUGGAACAAAACCUUCAAAAGUUUCUCUCCUCAACAAUAUCUACGUAGAUCCUUACGAACCCGUUCGCGCUGAAAAGCCAGCACGACUAUCAGGUCUCAUAGAUUCACUAGACGUCAGUGAAAACGCGUACGCCAAAUGGGAACAGGGAACUGAUUUGUUUAUGGUCGAGAACUCACACCCAUCGCGGCCAAGUUCCGUCAAGGCGAAAAGAAGAAGACCACCACAAGUCAAUAAAUCAAAUAAAUUCCGUAGAGUGGCGAGUGUAGCGUAUGCCCCAUACGACGCCUAUCUAAUUGCGCUGGAAUUAUCAAAACUCAUUUCGCUUGCAACAUUAAAAUAUCAUAACGAUUGUUACACUGACUCUAGACGACAAUACCAGCCAGAGUGUGUUGGCUACCAAUAUGAUGUACCAGCAACAGUACAUUGGUGAAUCCAGAGUCGACUGAAUAUCAAAGUGAAGAAUAACAAUUAUCUGAGGACGAGAAAAUCCAGAAUUUCAAAAUCUUCCUCAGCUUGGAGAAAGUCGAUCAGAUACCUGGAUAUUCUCAACUUGUGUAAACAUCUUCUGUUUCAUGUGUCCGUAUAUGUUACGACUAUAGUGCUAGCGAAUAAGUUGUAAAAGAGAAAAGUAACCUCACCGCACAAAAUCCAGUUUAUCUUGUUUGUUUAUCCCUUUUUAUUUUGUAUCGCAAUGCACGGGGCAGUGAAAUUUCUCGUAUAAAGUGAAACAUUCGGUUGAUUUUGGUUGAUCAAGGAUAAAAUUCCCUGCCACAAAUUUUUAUUGCGAAAAGUAAUUUACGAAAACCACGUAAUUGUUGCGUGUAUUUGUGUCACACUUCUUAAUACAAUUACAAAA
Messenger RNA from Daphnia pulicaria, 1153 nucleotides. RefSeq lists its product as uncharacterized. The transcript has 2 exons. NCBI's taxonomy places the organism in Eukaryota, Metazoa, Arthropoda, Branchiopoda, Diplostraca, Daphniidae. The record is from RefSeq and is a predicted model, not a curated record. The coding region runs from base 71 to 727 and encodes 218 amino acids.